AGACCAGAACUACUGCUUCCAAAAAAAAAAGACCAGAACUACUAAAACUCCAAUAACUUGAAGCACCCAGAUUGCAAGAUUAUAUAUAUGGCUAACCAAGCUCCCACACUUCCUCUUCUUACUCCUUACAGGUCGGGAAAGUUUGAUCUUUCUCACAGAGUUGUUUUAGCACCAUUGACUAGAUCGAGAUCAUACGGAAAUGUUCCCCAGCCGCAUGCCAUCUUAUAUUACUCUCAGAGAGCAUCCAAAGGGGGUCUUCUCAUAAGUGAAGCCACUGGAGUUUCAGACACAGCACAAGGGUAUACAGAUACUCCUGGUAUAUGGACCAAGGAGCAAGUUGAAGCAUGGAAACCCAUUGUCAAUGCUGUACAUGCCAAAGGGGGUUUCUUCAUCUGUCAAAUUGUGCACGUCGGGAGGGUUUCAAAUAGUGGCUUUCAGCCAAAUGGGCAAUCUCCAAUCUCUUCUACUGACAAGCCCCUACAACCACAAAUAGGAUCUAGUGGAAUUGACGUUGAGGAAUUCACACCUCCAAGACGAUUAAGGGCAGAUGAAAUUCCUCAAAUCGUCAAUGAUUUUAGACUUGCUGCAAGGAAUGCGAUGGAAGCUGGCUUUGAUGGAGUUGAAAUUCAUGGCGCCCAUGGCUACCUAAUCGAUCAGUUUUUAAAAGAUCAAGUAAAUGAUCGAACAGACCAAUACGGUGGAUCUCUAGAAAACCGUUGCCGAUUUGCACUAGACAUUGUUGAAGCUCUUGUCAACGAGAUAGGAGCAGCCAAAGUUGGAAUCAGAUUAUCUCCAUUUGCCGACUAUAUGGAAUCCGGAGAUUCUAAUCCAAAGGAGUUGGGACUUUAUCUAGCCAAUGCCUUAAACAUGUAUGGGAUCCUGUACUGCCACAUGAUUGAGCCAAGAAUGAAGACGGUUGGAGAAAAAUGUGAAUGUCCCCACAGUCUCGUACCCAUGAGAAAGGCUUUCAAUGGUACCUUCAUUGCUGCUGGUGGUUUUGACAUGGAAGAUGGGAAUAAUGCUGUAGCUGAGGACCGUGCAGAUCUUAUUGCUUUUGGUCGUUGGUUCUUGGCUAAUCCGGAUUUGCCAAAGAGAUUUGAGCUUAAUGCUCCUCUAAAUAAGUACAUCAGAGAUACUUUCUACACAUCUGAUCCGGUUCUUGGUUACACUGAUUAUCCAUUUCUUGACAGCACCACUCGCGUUUCGAGCUGA
This is a messenger RNA of Fragaria vesca subsp. vesca, 1212 nucleotides long. Its product is annotated as 12-oxophytodienoate reductase 1-like. The transcript is spliced from 5 exons. Lineage: Eukaryota; Viridiplantae; Streptophyta; Magnoliopsida; Rosales; Rosaceae. Gene Ontology annotation, molecular function: oxidoreductase activity; FMN binding. The record is from RefSeq and is a predicted model, not a curated record. The coding region runs from base 88 to 1212 and encodes 374 amino acids.